UCAAAGACAAAACCUGCGAAAAAAGUGUAAAGGCAAAAUGCCAAAUCCUUUCCCACGCUGUUUAAUUCGAUGCUCCCAUACCAUCUGCUAACGCUUUAAUUGGAAGAAGGUAACCCCCCGAAAAUUUUGUCGGCAAAUACUGUUUCUAAGCAAUCGACCAAGAGACUAGACCUCUAGCAAGCUCUUUUACGUUGCAAGGCAAUUAAUUUUUCUAACGUCCCUGUUGCCAUUAUCAAUGGGGAACGCUCACGGCCACCGCAAGAACCGUAACAACCGCGAGCACUCUGGCUCUUACCCAACGCCUGUCCCGCCUUAUUAUAAAUACGGUCCGCCUCCGCAGCCCCAAGUUCCAAGCCCCACGACCCAACCCCAGAUGGCUCUGUCUUUGCCUUAUACGAAUGUCGAUUCUAGUCUUCGAGCCCUUGCCGGCCAAGCUGAGGGCUUUGGUCGCUUCGCCAUUGGUGGCCUCCAUGGCCCUCUCUACCAUGUCACUACUUUAUCAGAUGAUGGGCCCGGAUCAUUGCGUGAUGGUUGCCGUAGAAAAGAACCCCUUUGGAUUGUCUUUGAAGUUUCAGGAACCAUUCAUCUUUCAUCUUACUUGAGUGUGUCAUCUUAUAAGACCAUUGAUGGACGUGGCCAAAGGAUAAAACUCACCGGAAAGGGUUUAAGGCUGAAGGAAUGUGAACAUGUUAUAAUAUGCAAUUUGGAGUUUGAAGGUGGUAGAGGACCGGAUGUUGAUGGGAUUCAAAUAAAACCUAACUCCAAGCACAUAUGGAUAGACCGUUGCAGCCUUCGUGAUUAUGAUGAUGGAUUGAUUGAUAUCACCCGAGAAAGCACAGAUAUUACUGUAUCUAGGUGUCACUUUUCACAGCAUGACAAGACGAUACUCAUUGGAGCAGACCCCUCUCAUGUCGGUGAUAGAUGUAUCCGGGUGACCAUUCACCAUUGCUUUUUUGAUGGGACUCGGCAACGACAUCCCCGUGUUAGAUUUGGGAAGGUACAUUUGUACAAUAAUUACACUAGACACUGGGGCAUUUAUGCUGUUUGUGCCAGUGUGGAAUCACAGAUAUACUCUCAGUGCAAUAUAUAUGAAGCAGGGCAGAAGAAGGUGGCCUUCAAGUAUCUUACCGAAAAGGCUACUGACAAAGAAGAGGCUUGCAGUGGCUGCAUAAGGUCCGAAGGGGAUUUGUUUACAGCUGGAACCCAAGCAGGCCUGUUGACUGAGAAUGCUAGGUCCAACUUGUUUCAUCCAAGUGAAUACUACCCUACAUGGACAGUGGAAGCUCCAACAGAUACCCUUAAACAUGUUAUUCAGCACUGUACAGGAUGGCAGUGUGUCCCUCGACCAACUGAAGCGGCCUAGUAGCUAAUUGCUGCUGCAAUCACCUUAAAAGAUUCUGCACCUGUCCAUGUAGUUGCAUUGAAUAAAUAUAAUCCAUGAUCCAUAUCUUACAAGCAUAGGACACAACCGUAAUAAAGUUUAAUACAACACUAUGUUGUCAAUUCAGGUCUUUAUUGCAUUCUCUCAAGGGGACAUGAUCUGCCAGUUGUUGGCCGCCGACCAUAUGAUGUAUCGUCAUCAUUUCCAUACCUGAUUAAGCUUUCUUGGCACAGUUUUACUGGUAUUCCUGUUCCUUUCAUGCAAAUGCAAUUAUGAUAGCAGGACCAAUCAAUGAGUUCUGGAAGUUGUAACGGGAAGCUGCCACGGUUGGGUUAUAAAAGUCAAAGAGGAAGAAAAAUUGGGGUUGAAACUGAAGAAUCCCCAGAACUCAGACUAGUAUAGAAAAAACCUGUGGUGUUUGCUACCCGGCAUUCUGAAAGGUUACAAAAGGUUCAAGUGUCAAAAAGGUCGGUCGUAUCUCUUGGAAAUGUGUUGUUCCGCAUGCAAUGCCUGUCAGAUCAUAUCUCGUUUGAAAGGUAUGCGUAUCGAUAUUGUAAUAUCGAGAAAUUUCUCUACGGUAUCGAAUAGUACAAAGUGUUUUUCUCGAUUCGAAUCUUCUUCUUUGUUUGUUUUUUUUUGGUGGUUUUCGUACUUCAAUAGCAGAUUUUAUUUGACUCCCAAUUUCUGCUUA
Molecule: messenger RNA, 2072 nt
Organism: Theobroma cacao (cacao)
Lineage: Eukaryota; Viridiplantae; Streptophyta; Magnoliopsida; Malvales; Malvaceae
Product: putative pectate lyase 4
Molecular function (GO): pectate lyase activity
Source: RefSeq, a predicted model, not a curated record